This is a messenger RNA of Mus caroli (Ryukyu mouse), 1887 nucleotides long. RefSeq names its product chromosome unknown C8orf48 homolog (gene CUNH8orf48). The record is from RefSeq and is a predicted model, not a curated record. Lineage: Eukaryota; Metazoa; Chordata; Mammalia; Rodentia; Muridae.
ACCCGGAGGAAGAAGCUCGCGGCACUCAACUACACCAAAGAUUGUGCCCUGUCGGCUCCUCUUUCCUGGUUCCAGACCCAUUUUUGACCAGAGCAAAGCAGAUGAGGAACUGAGUCCGAGACAAUGGGGUGGCCACCUGCUCAGAAGCCAGAGGACUCAAAAGAAGAGCACGGAGGCCCGGCCCAGACGGACGUCUGUGCUACUCAAGUUUCAGAAGAGUUCUCCAGGUCCUGUGCAGAUGAGGUACUGAGUUCUGGUUCCAUCAGCUUCUCUGGAGAAUUACAAUCCUAUUCACACACCUCUGAGAGCCCACUCGAGACCAAAACGCCGACUACAAGUUCGGAAGAGCAAGAGGAGCAGUCAGAACUUUCACUCUUACAGAAGGAUGAAAAUAAGCUGAGUGAAAAGUGGAUCAACCACCUCAAGAGCAAAGAAAUUCAUUCUGAAAGAUCUCAACCCGACCGUAGACUCCCACCAGAAACCCCUAAGGAAUCCGCAGAAGAACUGGAUGCCCUGCAGUCUUUUUGUACUAAAAAAGUAAACUUGAUUCACCAGAGACAGGAUUCAAGAGCUAAGAAAAGCAACAGACCCAAAAGGCUGCAGCUCAGAUGGAUUGCAGAGACGUCAGAGGUAGAUGCUUUCAAUUGUACGAUCCCUGAUGAACUGUGGAACAGAAUCUAUUUGGAAAAUACGAGAGCGACUCUGGCGUACAUAGGGGCGAUUACGCAACACAUUUCUUCGCAGUGUCCCAGCUGUAAUAGCAAAAGAGCAGAGCUGGCUCAGUCUGACUUCCUGAGACGAAGGAAAACUUUACUGCAGUCACUACUACUCCAAGAGAAAAUAGAUGAACACCUUCAUACCACAGACUUUCUCACCCGUGUUGGAGAAGCACAUAAGGGCUUCCCCAGGCUUUCAGAUGAUCCUAGGAUCAUCUGGAAGCGACUGACUGAGAAAAUGCAGAAGGGAAGCUCUGGCUUUGGGCGGGCAUAUUCAAAGCAGGUGUAGAAAGACUGUACAAGUCUUUUAACGCUUCUCAACUCACAUGUCUAACCAGAUAGGAGGUGCUGACUACUAAUGGUGAUAUGUAAUAUGCCCAACCAGGGGAUGGUGACUAUUGGUGAUUAGUGAUAACAUGUGUUGUGCAUACAUGUACCUGGUGUGUAUUUGAGUAAUUACCAUCUCUUAUAGAGGAAAUUUAGAAACUAAUGUAAAAUUUAUGUCUGCUUCCUUCGCCGAAGUCUAAGUCAUUAAAUCCAAUAGGUUUUUCACAUUAUGGAAGACAAUUGGAGUAAUUUCAAAACUUUUGUAAUCUAGGGGAAUAUGUGUGGUGUGUGUGUGUGUGUGUGGUAUUCUCUAUACACACAUAUGAAUGAUGGUAGUUUGGAGUGGUGGUUGACAGUACAGAGAGAAAGAAGUAAACAGAUGUAAGAUAGUUAGAAAGCAGUGAUGAGGACUGGUUUUGGUGAUAAAGAGGCUGUGGAGACUAACUUUUAAAAGGCACUAGGAUUCUGACUUGUGUACCUGUGUACUCAACUGAAUAGUAAUUUCCUUAAGACAGAAUUCUCUGUAGUUUCUGUCAACUUGACUAAAACCAGAGUCACUUGUGAAGAGGAAACCUCAACUGAGAAAUUGCCUCUCUCCCCAUCCGUCUCCAGGCAUUUCUGAGGGAGCAUUUACUUCCUUAAUGAUUGAGGUGGGAGGAUUUGUGCCACUGCCAUCCUUAGUCAGGUAGUCUCAGGCCGUGUAACAUGGCAAGCUCAGCAAGAUAUGGAAAGCAAGCCAGUAAGUCACAUUUCCCCAUGUGUUCUGUUUAGCCCUUGCCAAAAAGUUUCUGCCUUCACUUCCUGCCUGUCUCCCCCUAUGACUGACAAUAACCUAUUAACUAAA